AUGGGGAAAUUAAUCAGGAUGUGGGUGCCAGAGAGACGGUUACUAUGGCCAAAGAGGCUUCAUUGGAGUUGCCUCCUCUUCUUAUUGGGAAUGUUGCUUACUGGCUCCACCUACCAGCAUCUGAAGAGCCCCUGGGGUUUACCUCCACUGUGGGAAGCAGUCUCUUCCCAACAUCCUGCAAAACUGGCCAUUCAGGACCUCUUCAAUGUUGAGAUGAUCAUGGUGAGCAGUGACCCUCCAAAAACUAGCUUUAAACUGAAGGGUGAGGUGCUGGUACCUCAAGCCAUGAUGAGCAGGGAGAAAACACCAACUGGCAUAAUCAUGGAGAACACCCACCAUUCACCCCGAAGAGCAGCCAACACCACUCCAACAAUCCUCCAAAAGAACUACAGCCCUACAGUAACAGGGACAGAAAGAGUGAAGGAACACACUUCAACUACAGAUUCAACUGUGUUGAAUCAUUACAUCCUAACUUCAAACAGACAAACGGUAAAGGGUUAUAGCCCAAUAACAUCCAGAGGAGAAAUGAAGAGCUACAAACCAACUCAAGUCAGGAAAAAGGUGAAAAAAUAUAUUCCAUCCCCACCUGAUACAACAGUAGACAGUUAUCCUUCAUUCAUACCCAUGACACUGAAAGAAAGUCAUGUGACCACUCCUAGACCGACAGUGAAAGAUAGUGAAACUAUGGCAACCUACAAAACAGUGGCAAUCAAUACUCUCAAGAGAACAGUAGAGGAAAAUAUUUCAAUUACUCUCAAGGGAGUAGAUGCCAACACUCCAGUUUUCCUGACAAAUGAAGUAAAAAUGAACAUCUUGACUUCUCCAAGGAGUAGAGUAGAAAAGAACUCCCUGACUACGCCCAGAAGAAUGGGAAAUAACAGCUCAACCAAAUUCUGGGGGUUAGUGGGAAAGAACACCCCAACAGUUCCCCAGAGAGUAGUCCUGCAGCCUACAGUCACCUCUGAGGGGCAAGUGACCAUAAACAUCAGGUCAGCCAGCAGUCCAGCAGAAAUCAAAUCGUCUAUUGCCUCUUGGAGUAUUAGGAAUCCCUCACCCAGAACGAAUAUACCAUCCAGUGGAAUAGCCUCCACCACUUUCCGAGGACAGGUUAGGAGAGCUUCCUCAGCACUCAGCACCUCAGUGACCCCCAGGGUCAGGGUAAAUCCGACCACCCAGAUCCGUCCCUGUAUGACUGUGGAGCCAGAGCUAGCUGUGUCCACCACCCCCUUCCCCUUCCCUACAAUAGAGGAGUUCAGUCUCAGUCCCUCAGUGCUGCCCCCUAGUGAGCCAGACCUCCACCCCAAGGCAGAGUACCCCUCAGACCUAUUCAGCGUGCAAGAGUGGCGCCAGGGCUGGGUGGUCUUGCAUGUCUUUGGCGUGAUGUAUGUGUUUGUGGCCUUGGCCAUCGUGUGUGAUGAAUACUUUGUCCCAGCCCUGGAUAUCAUCACAGCGAAGCUGCAAAUCUCUGAGGAUGUGGCAGGCGCCACGUUCACGGCUGCUGGGGGCUCUGCCCCUGAGCUGUUCACCUCCCUCAUCGGCGUCUUCAUCUCCCACAGCAACGUGGGCAUCGGGACCAUCGUGGGAUCCAUGGUGUUCAACAUCCUCUUUGUCAUUGGCACCUGUGCCCUCUUCUCCCGGGAGAUUCUCAGUCUCACCUGGUGGCCCUUGUUCCGUGAUGUCUCCUUCUACAUCGUUGACCUGAUGAUGCUCAUCCUCUUCUUCCUAGACAGCCUCAUUGCUUGGUGGGAGAGUCUGCUGCUGCUGCUGGCUUAUGCCCUUUAUGUAUUCACCAUGAAAUGGAACAAGCAGAUCGAGCUCUGGGUGAAGGAACAGCUCAACCAGAGGCCUAUGGUCAAGGUCAUGGCUCUGGGAGACCUCAGCAAGCCUGGUGAUGGGGCCGUUGCUGUGGAUGUGCCACAGGAUAACAAGAAUUUGAAGCUCCCAUCCGUGCUAACCUGCGAGAGCAGCUUGGCCUCUCUGCACAACAGCAUCAUUGGCUACAUCCUCUACCAGCUCAUGCUCCACAGCCUGGACCCUCUGGGUGAAAUGCGCCCCUCCAAGGACAAGGAGGAGGAGAGCUUGAAGCACAAAGCAGAAAGUAAACCAGAAGAGGAGGAGCCAACUGAGCUCCCUGUGGUCGUGGUCACACCAACCCCUGCUCCAGAUGUCAUGGGUGAUCAGGAGGAAGAUGCUGACAGCCAGGAAGGAGAUGAGGCUGAAGACAAGAACAUGGGUGAAAUGACAGGUGGAGAGGUUGAAGCUCUGGAGGAAGGUGAAACUCAACUUGCAGGUGAAUUUGAAGUGGAAAGAAGAGGAGAAGUUGAAUGUGAAAGUGAAGGUGAAAUCCUGGCAGCAGAAGGUGGUAAAAUGAAAGGUGAUGAAGGUGAUACUGAUGGAAAUCAAGGUGAUGAGAAAGGUGCAGAUGUUGAAGAUGGAGGAGAUGGAGAUGAGAGUGAAGAUGAAGAUGAGGAGGAGGAAGAAGAGGAAGAAAAUGAGAAGCCCCUGUUCCUGGAGUGGCCCGAGACCAGGCAGAAGCAGGUGGUUUACCUCUUCCUCCUGCCCAUUGUCCUCCCGCUGUGGCUGACAGUGCCUGAUGUCCGGAGACUGGAGUCUAGGAAGUUUUUUGUUCUCGCCUUCCUGGGAUCCAUCACGUGGAUAGCUGUGUUCUCAUACCUCAUGGUGUGGUGGGCUCACCAGGUUGGUGAAACGAUAGGGAUUUCGGAAGAGAUUAUGGGUUUGACCAUCCUAGCGGCAGGCACAUCAAUUCCUAACCUCAUGUGCAGUGUGAUUGUCGCCCGGAAAGGCCUGGGAGACAUGGCUGUGUCAAGCUCUGUGGGCAGUAACAUCUUUGACAUCACUGUGGGCUUGCCCAUUCCUUGGUUACUUUUCUCUCUUAUCAAUGGGUUACUGCCGGUUCCAGUCAGCAGCAAUGGUUUGUUUUGUGCAAUUGUUUUGCUUUUCCUCAUGCUCCUAUUUGUGAUCUCUUCAAUUGCAACAUGCAAGUGGAGAAUGAACAAGGUCCUCGGCUUCACAAUGUUCCUCCUUUACUUCAUAUUCCUGAUAAUGAGUGUGAUGCUAGAAAAUCGAAUGUUAUCUUGUCCUAUAUCUGUCUGA
Messenger RNA from Chrysochloris asiatica (Cape golden mole), 3114 nucleotides. RefSeq names its product solute carrier family 24 (sodium/potassium/calcium exchanger), member 1 (gene SLC24A1). Gene Ontology annotation, molecular function: calcium channel activity; calcium, potassium:sodium antiporter activity. Gene Ontology annotation, cellular component: membrane. NCBI's taxonomy places the organism in Eukaryota, Metazoa, Chordata, Mammalia, Afrosoricida, Chrysochloridae. The record is from RefSeq and is a predicted model, not a curated record. Gene Ontology annotation, biological process: visual perception; intracellular calcium ion homeostasis; long-term synaptic potentiation.